CCUCGCCCCCUGUCUUCACAAGCACGCGAAUGACAGCCGUCGAUAUCCCAACAACAAAUCGUUCUUUCUGACAUUCAUAAAGUACAAUUCGACCGAGUAUACCCAAGUAUUGCCAAUAUAUAAACAGUGACGAUCUGAAACAUCUUUCACGAGUGCUGAUAAAAUAAAGAUUUGUUGUGUCAUGUGAAAGUGAUAAGCUGGGUUGCAGUUCUUCAGGCGGCUGUCCAGGCGGUGCGGGAGAAGCGUAUAAGGAUUAAGGAUAUGUUAAUAUGGUGCAUUUAAAGAGAUUUACAAAUAACAUAACAGGAUUACAUAUUAUUCUGUAUAUUAUAAAAAAGCAAUGACUGUGAUGCAGACAUGUUAGAUGGAGGAAGCGAUGGCAAUGAAUUUUAUAUUUAAAAUGUGCUAGUUGCCUAGAAUUCGAUGGAAACCGUAUGGAGUCGCGCCCGCAGAUGAGUCAAUCACUGCCAUCUAAAUAUCAUCGGCCCGAGGCAUCCUAUAGGAGUUGCUCGCAAUCUUUGCCGCUCGAUAUUCUAUGGUUGCCCCGAUCGUCGUUCCGGCCGGCAGAGGGCGAGCUGGCGGACUGCGUGCUGGUGGUAGGGGUGUCGCGGCCCAAACUUGCCGCGGCCCUCCUCUCAGUCACGCUGCUUUCGCUUUUCCUCACCUUCCAUGUAUUAUAUGACAGCGCGCUCUAUAGUAUACAGGCGGCGAGCUUGGCGUCAGCCGCGAACGAAAACCGUAAGAUUCUACAGAACCAAGAAAGCCAUAGCCGAACCAUUAAUCAUCCAAUGGCGCUAAGAAAAAGACUACGACCACCCCGACAGCCGCGGCCAGCUCGUAGACUCCCCCAGGCAUUAAUAAUCGGAGUUCGAAAGUGUGGCACGCGUGCUCUUUUGGAAAUGCUAUACCUCCAUCCAAUGGUCCAAAAAGCUUCAGGAGAGGUUCACUUCUUUGACCGCGAUGAGAACUAUGCAUUAGGUCUGGAAUGGUAUAGAAGCAAAAUGCCUUUAUCGUUUAAAGGGCAGAUUACAAUUGAAAAGAGUCCAAGUUACUUCGUUACACCCGAGGUUCCAGAGCGAGUGCGAGCGAUGAACUCCUCAGUUCGGUUGCUCCUUAUAGUCCGGGAGCCAGUCACUCGAGCCAUCUCUGAUUAUACACAGCUACGAAGUCGAGCGACACCAUCAGCACCAGCACAGCCAUUACUUCCUGGCCAUCCACUGCCUGAUGCUGCAAAGCCCUUUGAGCAUCUAGCAAUUUCGCCAGAUGGUUCAAUAAAUAUGGCAUACAGACCAAUAGCAAUAUCUUUAUACCAUGCUUACCUUCAUCGAUGGCUGGAAGUUUUUCCAAGAGAACAAAUCCUAGUGGUGAAUGGCGAUUUGUUGAUUGAAGACCCAGUACCGCAACUACGCCGUAUAGAGAAAUUUUUGGGAUUGGAGCACAAAAUAGGACGAAAGAAUUUCUACUUCAAUGAAACCAAAGGUUUCUAUUGCUUACGUAAUGAUACCACAGACAAAUGUCUACGAGAAACUAAAGGGCGGAAGCAUCCUAGAGUAGAUCCAACAGUCGUUACGAAAUUGAGAAAGUUCUUUAUCCAACACAACCAGAGAUUCUACGACCUAGUAGGUGAGGAUCUUGGAUGGCCAGAAGACUAGUCUUUUGACAAAUCUACAAAUGAUGGAAGCACCUUAACGUUGUGAUCGAAUACAUAUCAAUGUAACUUAAAUACAUAUCAAUGAAACAUUAUACUAGUCAGUAAGUUUUUUAAAAUCGUUUAUGUAUACAUCUAGCGUAAAGUAGAUUAUUAGUACACUUAAAUUAAUUUAUUUAUA
Molecule: messenger RNA, 1829 nt
Organism: Achroia grisella
Lineage: Eukaryota; Metazoa; Arthropoda; Insecta; Lepidoptera; Pyralidae
Gene: Hs3st-A
Product: heparan sulfate glucosamine 3-O-sulfotransferase 5
Exons: 9
Coding region: 435-1652 (405 amino acids)
Molecular function (GO): [heparan sulfate]-glucosamine 3-sulfotransferase activity
Source: RefSeq, a predicted model, not a curated record